Messenger RNA from Rhagoletis zephyria (snowberry fruit fly), 573 nucleotides. NCBI's taxonomy places the organism in Eukaryota, Metazoa, Arthropoda, Insecta, Diptera, Tephritidae. The record is from RefSeq and is a predicted model, not a curated record.
AUGGCCCUCAAUCUGCUCAAAGCUUCGGCCAGUCGGCUGAAUGCAGAAAGGACUCUCUUCAUCCUCUCGCAACGCCUCCUCGCCUCGAAAGGCAACUCCCCCAAGGGCGAGCUGCUGGUGCGCGAGGACACCGACCUGGCGAUCGCCGACGCGGACACCGCCGAGCGGCGCAGUCACCUGCAGAAGCUGCGCACCACGGCGAUCACCGUCGACCAGCCGAACCUCCUCUCGGUGGUCUCCGGCGUGCCCGAGGAGCACAUCGUCAACCGGCGCGUCCGCAUCUACAAGCAGGCGAAGAACGCCAUGCAGUCGGGCACCUAUGACACGCAGAAGUGGAAGCUCGACUACGAGAACCGGGAGCGGUGGGAGAACCCGCUCAUGGGCUGGACCUCAACCGGUGACCCCCUCUCCAACCUGAACCUGUACUUCAGCAGCAAGGAGGACGCCAUCGAGUACUGCGAACGCCACGGCCUCACCUACCAGGUGGACGAGCCGCAGGAGCGCAAGAAGCUGCACAAGCUCUACGCGGACAACUUCUCCUGGAGCAAGCGAACGCGCGUCGGCUCCAAGUAG